Paramacrobiotus metropolitanus is the source of this 1677-nucleotide messenger RNA. RefSeq lists its product as uncharacterized. The transcript has 6 exons. The record is from RefSeq and is a predicted model, not a curated record. Bases 241 to 1545 code for a protein of 434 amino acids. Gene Ontology annotation, molecular function: G protein-coupled receptor activity. Gene Ontology annotation, cellular component: plasma membrane. Gene Ontology annotation, biological process: G protein-coupled receptor signaling pathway. Lineage: Eukaryota; Metazoa; Tardigrada; Eutardigrada; Parachela; Macrobiotidae.
AGCAACCUGUUUAUGAAUAGGCCGGGGAAUUUCUGCAUUUUUGACUAACGACAAUAACUAACACCUGUCGUGAAUUUCCAGCAGUUUCUGGUGCUUUCAUUGAUCUUUAUUGUCUUUAAUGCCAGGAUCAGUGGCAAAUGCAAGAACACAAAAUUAGGCCUAAAAAUCUGCCGUUAAGCUGAAGUUGAUGGACAUUUAACUUUACCUUAAUAUGCCAGUUUUAUCGCUGAUCUAACAGCAAUGCAACACAACGUAACGCAUUGUGGCUGGCCGGCGCGCAACUUUCCGUACGUAUUCAGCCAGCCCGGUCUCCAGUACACGGAUCUGGUUCUGCGUCCAAUUUGGCUCUUUAUCUGCACCACCGGCAAUUUGAUCAACAUUAUUCUUCUGAGGAAACUCAGCACAUUUCAAGCAAUAUUUCUGAUUGCGGUGGCUGUUUUCGAUAUAAUAUUCAUGUGGUCAUGGUUUAUAGGGACAUACAUAACGGAUCACAUAGAAGACCAUAUUACUAACCCAUCUUUUCGGGGAUUCUUGAGAAUAUCGUGGUUUGUAGGGAAUGUUGCUUUACUGUGCUCCGACUGGGUUCUGGUCGCGUUCAGCAUAACACGCUUGCUGAGCAUCAUCGACCCCUUCGGAGUGGCGACGCGCUUCACAAAAUGCCGAAUGCGCAUCGUGAUCUUGUGUCUGCUCCCGGUGGCGGCCGCCAGCCAAAUGUUCACCCUAGUGGAUUACGCCACGCAGCAUACCCCAAUGGCCCACGCCACCUGGAUGAAGAACUGGCGCCGCGUUCAAAAUACGGAUGCUACCAUAGCCGCGCCGCUAUCGGCGUUGAUCGCGCUGCCGUUGAUCAACGCCGCGGUCAUUGGCAUCCUUAUCAAGCGCCGCCUGCUGAGCCGAUCGCCAACGGAAACCGGUCAGUGUAUGAGCGUCCCCAAUGGCCGUCAGUGGGUACUGAAUAUCGAGACGAAGAAAGGUCAUGUAACGGUGCGCUCCCACGGACGCGACAAGCGGACGUCGACGGCCGUGCGCUUGCUGACGGCCUCCGUCGUCAUGUACCUCGUCUUCCGCAUCCCCUUCGCCACGUGGCACACGAUGGAGAAAGCGGAACAGCACUGUCUGGUCCAUUUAACCGAUGACCAGGCUGUGAUACUGCAGGCCUUUUACUUCCAAUUUUUAUAUGCAAACUAUUCGGUUAACUUCCUGAUUUAUUGCGGUGUCAGUCGCAAGUUUUUCGCCCGAGCAGCGGGGAUAAUUGGGCACUGCCGCUGCCAGCCGCCACAUUCCGCGCGCGGCAGAUCGAAGAGUACGCAGCUGUCAACGGCAGCGACCAUUAGUGGACAUCUAGAAGGGACGCUGGAGGGACAGGCGCGACGCGAACCGCAGCACCCGAUCGUUCAUGAUGACAAGUGGUGCACUUCCCAUCCAGCCGAUUCGACGUCCAUCUGUCAUACCCAAGAACCGACCGAAGACAGCAACGCGCGCGGCAAAGAAGUCAUCUCGGUCGCGAAAAACUUAAGUACGGGUGGAGGCUACGAAAAAGAUUAAUUAAAAGUUAGAGCAAAGGCGAUGCUGAACCCCGAUAUGGGAGGUCAGUUGUCUAGACCGCAACGGGCAUUGCACAUACGCACUAAUGGAAAUCGGAAGAUAAUUUGUUUAGCUUGGCUGUUGCGUUCUUGU